AUGGUCAAGAGUCCUGUGAACCUUGACGCUGUAUACUCGAACAAUGUGGGCACCUUCCAAAAAAUCGCCAAUACGGUCUUGCCAGUAAAAUACCCUAGCAAGUUCUUUGAAGAACAGUUUGACGACAAAGCAAAUACAACCGUGUUUGCCCAACUAGGGUACUUUGGAGAAGUGGCCGUAGGUGGGGUAAGAGCCGAGCUGAUUGCCAGCAAAAAUGGUGGCGUCCAAUCGGCUGGUGUUUACAUUCAAAUCCUCGCAGUUUUGGAAGCCUACAGAAGCAAAGGAUUGGGAACUGCACUCUUGAAUUACAUCGAGGAACAAACCAAAUCUCACUACCAGCACAAGAUUUUUGUUCACGUUGCUGUGGAUAAUCAAGAGGCUCUAGAGUGGUACCAGAGAAAGGACUUCAGAAUUGAAGGUGACGUCCUCCCAAACUACUAUAAAGAAACUAGCGGUUCUCCAGAUGCAUAUGUGCUGCUGAAGAAAGUUUAA
Molecule: messenger RNA, 492 nt
Organism: Lachancea dasiensis
Lineage: Eukaryota; Fungi; Ascomycota; Saccharomycetes; Saccharomycetales; Saccharomycetaceae
Source: the annotation of a GenBank genome assembly